Molecule: messenger RNA, 537 nt
Organism: Suillus clintonianus
Lineage: Eukaryota; Fungi; Basidiomycota; Agaricomycetes; Boletales; Suillaceae
Exons: 4
Coding region: 1-537 (178 amino acids)
Source: RefSeq, a predicted model, not a curated record
AUGCAGCUUUCUGCGAUCUUUAGCGCGCUCGUAUCUUUCGUCAUUCUCGCUGCAGCGUCACCCACGCCAAGAGCCAUUGAGCAACUUUCCUCUAAACGAGAGGAACUUGACACGAACUCUCAACGUGAUCUCCUAGAAGAAGGUAGGAAACUCGACGAACUUGAGACCAACUCCGUGACUUAUAUUUCGUACGUUACACGCGAUGGCCUUGUUAUUCCUGAAGGUAUCACUAAGAAACGCGAGGAGCUGGAUACUGGCACUAUAAUAUAUGCUUGGUACGACGGUCCAGGAGGUGGAGACAAGAAGCGCGAGGAGUUGGAAACCAACUUCGUAGACCAUGAGCCGCGCGAGGAGUUGGAGACCAACUUCGUCGGUUAUAUUGGUUACAACGACCGGCGCGAGGAGUUGGAAACCAACUUCGUAGACUAUGACGCGCGCGAGGAGUUGGAGACCAACUUCGUCGGCUACAUUGGUUACAACGACCGGCGCGAGGAGUUGGAAACCAACUUCGUCGGCUAUAUUGGUUACAACGACUAG